UAUCCAUUUCAUUUCAUUUCAUUUCUCACACACACACAAAGCAAUAAUAAUGGCUAGCCUUGCAAGCACAAUGUUCAGCUCCGCCGUGGUUCCUCGGAAGCCGGCAGUGGGCAGGCUUGGGUCGGUCCCGAAGGCGGCGGCUCAGUUCGGUGUGAAGACGAAGAGCAGGGGAGGAGUGAGGUGCAUGGCGACGCACAAGGUGAAGCUGAUAACACCGGACGGAGAGGUGGAGUUCGACUGCGAGGAUGACGUGUACAUCGUGGACCAGGCGGAGGAGCAGGGAAUUGAUCUGCCCUACUCGUGCCGCGCGGGAUCCUGCUCCUCCUGCGCCGGGAAGGUCGUCAGCGGCAGCGUUGACCAGUCGGACGGAAGCUUCCUCGAUGACGACCAGAUUGAUGAAGGAUGGGUGCUCACCUGCGUUGCCAAACCAACCUCCGACGUCGUCAUCGAGACUCACAAGGAGGAGGAUAUCGCCUAAUCACAUUGGCUACUACAUUUUCUUCAUAUUUUUAUUUUCAUAUCACCUGUCUCUUUGCAACUCCAAUUGCCGUAAUUAUCACUAUCACCAUCCCUUCAACUCCUAGUAUUAUUGUUGUGGAUGAAUAUAGUUGGCUAAACGAUAAUGUAUUUGUGCUUGUGGCUAACAAAUACAAAACCAUAUCCUAACCUAUUUUCAAUUAAA
Molecule: messenger RNA, 682 nt
Organism: Salvia splendens (bonfire salvia)
Lineage: Eukaryota; Viridiplantae; Streptophyta; Magnoliopsida; Lamiales; Lamiaceae
Product: ferredoxin-A-like
Exons: 1
Coding region: 50-478 (142 amino acids)
Biological process (GO): electron transport chain
Cellular component (GO): chloroplast stroma
Molecular function (GO): electron transfer activity; 2 iron, 2 sulfur cluster binding
Source: RefSeq, a predicted model, not a curated record